GUGUUGGGAGCCACGGCAGUGUUCAUCCUUUGGUGGCGGCGCUGCGUCGGUGUCUUCGCUGACCGCAGAGUUCCAUACGUGACGCCUCUGCCAGUAGUGGGCAACAUGCUGGACGUGGUGUUCUGCAGGAAGUCCAUGCCUGACAUUCUCAAUGAACUCUAUCAGAAGUUGGACCCACACCCCUAUGCAGGUGUCUUCUCGUUUACGAUCCCUGUCCUACUGAUUAGAGAUCCCGAAUUGAUACGCUCCAUCACUGUCAAGGAUUUUGACCACUUUACUGACCAUAUGAAUUUCAUCAAUGCAGAAAAGAGCAAUCCACUCGCACAAAAGAUGCUUGUCGCAUUGAAAGGAAAAGAGUGGCAUGACAUGAGAACCACGCUGAGCCCUGCUUUUACUACGAUGAAAAUUAAGAAUAUGUUCAUGCUGAUAGCAGACAUUGGACAACAAGUUGUUGCUUACUUAGAGAAACGAACAGGUGAUAUUGAUGUUUCCACUGGAAAUGAGAACUUGCUCGUACUGGAGAUGAAAGACUUCUUCACACGCAUCACCAAUGACGUCAUCGCAACGACAGCGUUCGGUAUCAAAGUAGACUCGCUGUCGCAGCCGGACAACUUGUUCUACCGGAUGGGUCGCGACCUCACCACCGUCAAAGUGAUUGUCGGCAUCGGAUACACGCUGUUUCCGAAACUCAUGCAGCUGCUAGGAAUACCAUUCAUGGACCGGACUGCAACAGAGUUUUUCAAAUCCACGGUGAUCGAAACCAUCGAGACUCGUGAAAAGCAGGGAAUAGUUCGCCCCGACGUCAUCCAUUUGCUCAUGCAGGCGCGUCGUGGCGAACUGCGCUCAGAAGAGGCGGGCAAGGACGGAAGCACCGAAGGCAAAGGAAAACGUCUGACCAAUGACGAUAUUGCGGCACAGGCAGUACUGUUCUUCUUUGGCGGUUUCGAUACGGUGUCGACGUUGAUGACUUUCUGCAGUUACUUGCUGGCGACUCACGAGGACGUCCAAAGGAGAUUGCAGCAGGAGGUGGAUGACGUCAUGAAGAAGAAUCGCGGCCAACCCGACUACGAACAGGUCAUGGCCUGCCAGUACCUCGACAUGGUCAUCUCCGAAACACUACGGAUGUACACGCCAGGUGUGGCGCUGGACAGGGUGUGUGUGCACCCCUACCAGCUGCCGGACACGGAGGUGUGCCGAGGCGUCCAGGUGAGGCCAGGCGAGAUCGUCGGCAUUCCCGUGUACUGCAUCCACCACGACGCCAGGUACCAUCCAGACCCAGAAACUUUCGACCCGGAACGCUUCAGUCCAGAGAACAAGCACCGCAUCAAGCCUUUUACAUUCCUGCCCUUCGGAUCAGGACCUCGUGUAUGUAUCGCCCAGAGGUUCGCGCUGAUGGAGACCAAGGUGGUGCUGCUGUACCUGGUGUCCAGGUUCAGCUUCCACGUGGUCGCCAAGACGCCGGUGCCUCUGCAGAUCCAGCCAAACAAUCUGACACUCUCUAUCAAGGGUGGCGCCUGGGUCGGCGUUCGGCGAAGAUCUUAAGGAAAAAUGUUCCUACACUUCAUCAUACAGAAGAGUGAGAGGAAAGGAAAUCUGAUACUUCAUUAAAUUUUAGUGGCAGUCCGCGUAUUCGACAAUCCAGGGCGUAAUCCAAAUCACAAACGUACAUCAGGCGAGGUCAAAACCGUACUGCUCAAUGGUGCAUAAGUAAAGGCUUCAGAUUUUUUAUUCGUGUCAAAGGCAUCAAUUACAAGAGAAUUAAAAGAAAUUAACAGUUAUAAAACAUGUAAGUAGACAGUGGACAUUAACAUGUAAACAUGAAAAAGGACAAAGAAAUCAAGAACUAACUUGUUUCGGUCUAAACGUGAGCUACAUUCAAAGCAUUACAGUUAGCACACAGUUAGAAGUAACUGUACAUAAAUGAACAUUCAUAAAUACACUUAAGUAAAGACUAACACACAUUGAAUUAAAUUGUCUUCGCUCAGAAACGGGCAACGUCCAGUGCGCUAGAACUGGCCAGCAUCAACUCUUCUUCGGUCCACGAUGACGGGCACAGACGGCAGUUGCGCGGGUGAGACAUCGUCUGCUCCUCUCCAUUCUCACAAGUUAAGGGUCCUCCAGCUUAUCCCCAUUUUUCAAGAGUUUUCUUACACCACUCAACAGCAGUUUGUAAUCUGCUGAGGGACUUCCAGGUACACCAGCUCUCAUUGUCACCGGGAGGUAGUUCUUCUUUUGGUUGUCUACAGCCUACAGGAGCAGUCUCUACUCUCUUUCUCCAUAUGUCUAGCCUUUGGUUUGUGUUGUUGUUGUUUACAUAGAACCUUACUAAACUUUUUCUGGACCUCAAGUGAGACAGUGCUGGCGAAUGGCCAAAUAAUGGGUGAGUGUCAGAUGUCAAGGCUCUAUGUCCUUCUGCUUGAGCAGCUGCUUGACGCCUGAUGUCGGGCGGAGAUAUAUCUGAUAGACGAUACAGGCACCCAGUGAUUACUCGGCACGUCUCAUUCAAAGCGAAGUCCACGGGCCUAGCAUGGCAGGAGUUAUGCCAGACAGGCCCUGAAUACUCGACCGCAGACUAGCACAACGCCAAAGCCCAAAUCCGAAUAGUGACUGGCUGUGCAAUCCAGUUAGAUGCCCUUAGUUUUCCUAUAAUAUAAUUCCUUGCGGACACUUUCAUUUUGGUGUUCUGACAAUGCGUUUUGAACGUUAGGGUCUAAUCUAAGGUCACCCUAAGAUAGUUUGCGGAAAAUGAAUGUUCAAGUUGAGUGCCAUUCCAUGAAAUAUUUAGUUGUUGGUUGGUAUGUCUGUUUUUUAGGUGGAAAGGACAGACUUGUGUUUUCGUGGGGUUAGGCCUUAUUAUUUUUGUAGAACCGUCCUAGUGCUUCCAGUGCUUCAGACAGCUUAUUUUCGGCGCCAUGGAAAUCCUUUCCCUGGAUGGGUAAUGCGAGAUCAUCCGUAUACAGAAAACUCCUUUUGUACAGCGGGAGUAGUUGAUCAUUCAUAUAAAUAUUAAAGAGUAUAGGGGCCAGAACACUGCCUGUUCCCCUGCAGUCUCCAUCUACUGCGCCGUUUUUGAAAUUCCACGAAAAAUCUCCUGUUGCUAAGGAAGUUGGUCUUGUUGUGGCACAGUCUUUUCCUCUGCACAGUCUGAUUCAUUCUUAGUUGAAGUGUGGUAAGUCAUGGACGUAUUCAGUAGUGCUACGUUGACUUGUGCUUGUAUCUGUUAAGUAAAGGGUAUGGUAAGAACAGGAAGGACGAAUAUGACGUCUACAUUGAAAGGUGAAAUGAAUAUGUAUGUAUUGCAUAAUGUUAUUUUUGAAGAGUGGUAGUCUGAGGUAAGAUAGAAGCAUUGUGCAACUAGGAACAAUUAUUGUCAGCUAGUUAACUUACUCACAGCUCAGAAAUAGGCCACCACACUUCCUUGAGUCAUGCGUCAACAUAAUUAUUGCUUAAGCUGUUUGACGCUUAUAGAAAUUCUAUAUUAACAUUGGAUCGUUUUUAAAUCACUGUUCACUUUGUUAAGCGUAGUAUUUCUCAGACCAAUGCUAUGUUUUAAGACCAUGCGAAGUUUCACUCUAUCUUUUUGAGUAUAUACUUCAUUCUAAAAUCGUUGUCUUGGAAUAUCGUUUCAUAGGAAUAGCUACUCUCACCACCUCACUGUUUAUCAUUAUCCAUUUCCGUAUGCAACAGUUUUAAUAUAUACUUACAAACAAAAAUCCGGCUUAGCCGCAGCCUGCUCGCUGUUUGCUGUUGUGCUUUCGAGAAAUCUGCAACAAUAUUGUCAAGACCCGAGGUAAGUGGAAAUUUUGACAAGGGUCAGAUAAUUGUUUUACUUCAGUUGCGCAUUUAACAUAAAGACAAGUUGCAUUCAAAUCAGUUACAGUACAGUUCAUAUUAGGUUCUUUUUAGUCAAAGUUAAGCAUAUGAGUUUAAAUUGGAGAACCGUUUGUGAGGACAUAAUUUUUGGUAAUACGUAGAUUUUAUGGAGUGGGAGGUAAAGAUGGGCUAAAUUCCAUACAGAAAUAAAAUAUAGUCGGGAGGUCACAUAUGUCGAUAUUUCUGCCAGUUACUUCGUUGGUUCUUUUGGUACGAAAAGCUACUGCCAAAACAGUAUCCAAACCUUCUGUCAGAAAUUUUCUACGGGAAGAUGGUCACAUUUAUAUAGUCAUUUCCGACAACGGUCCACAAUUUCGCUCAAAUAUUUGGCACGCACUUCACGACAUCACAAAAUUAGACCCAUCUCUAUGUUACACUAUUAGCCUCAGUCCAGUCCUUACCAUACCCUUUAUGCCCAUAAAUUAACCAGCUGUGCAGAGUAUAUUGUCAUCGUCAGCACCAGACUUGGGACAAACACAUUCACACAUUCCGAGAUAUCCUUAAUGAGUUGCCACACGAUUCUAAAUCGUUAUCUCCGUUACUUACACUCAAAAAUCAACAACCACAAGAUCGUAUCAGGGAUUUAAUACCAUUUACAGCUUCAAAACCAUUACAACAUAAGGAAGCAGUAGAUACAGCGCUAAAAACACAUCAGAAAGGCUGUAGAAAGAAGAAAGAAAUCUCAGUAGGGACAAGUAAGCAUCAAAUAGCUAUACGUUGGACACAAAAUUCUGGUAAAAUCUCACUCUUUAUCUUGUAAAACCAAUUCUUAUAUAGGGGGCCUUACAGGAUACGAACAAUUAUACACGACAACGUUGUGGAAAUUGAACCGAUUCAGGCACACAAGAGCAAGGGACUUCAUCAUGUCUCACAUAUCAAACCAUAUGUAGAAUACUCCUACAUACUAAAGUUAGACCCAGACGAGAGAACUACGUGUCACCUGUUACUACAGCGCACAGCAACAGUUAGCGGUAAACAAUGUUAUUGCAUCUGAUGCCAGAUCGACUCCCGUCGCGCAGCAGGCAACUUUUGACAAGAAUCGGGCGACUGUCUUCGAGCAACAAACUUCAUUUAUCGUUCAACAACUCGAGCGAUUUGCUGCCAUGACGCAUACGCUAAACAAUCUGCUAUGAACGUCGAAAUUUCACGUAGAGACUGAAUAAAAGUAAAUAAUUUCUAAUAAAAUGAACAUUUAGAUUAUUUUUUAAACCAGUUCUGAGAUGUUACACAGGUAGUCAGCAAUGUGUUGUUCACUUGAGAAAUACAUUUAUAAUAAUACAGAAUUUAACACAGUCUACCAAUUUUGAUGACAGAUACAGACUGGUUGUGAGAUAGUGAUGCUGUGUGUACGGAAAUGUAAUAUUUACAAUGAUAGCUAUGAAGUGUCCUUUAUGUGGAAAUAAGUGGACGAAAUCAGAGCAGGGAAUUGUUAUUUUAAGCUUAUAUUGAGGCGAAGACAGUGAAUAUGAUUAAUGUUGUAAUAGGAUAAUGAAAUUUAUGUUGGUAAGGUACAUGAGAUGACAAUUAUGAGAUUUAUGAUGCAUAUUGCAAUAGAAUGAGGCAAUGAUUAUGAUGAUUAAUGUACAGAAAGAGUGAGUGAGCAAUGGUUUGGCCAAAGUGAACCUUUUUCUUGUUAUAGUUCAUUUUAUGCACUGUGAAUGUAUUUCGUGUUUAUAAGCAUAAAAGGCAAGUUUUUGAAAAGAA
Molecule: messenger RNA, 5577 nt
Organism: Schistocerca piceifrons (Central American locust)
Lineage: Eukaryota; Metazoa; Arthropoda; Insecta; Orthoptera; Acrididae
Product: cytochrome P450 9e2-like
Exons: 7
Coding region: 106-1542 (478 amino acids)
Molecular function (GO): monooxygenase activity; heme binding; oxidoreductase activity, acting on paired donors, with incorporation or reduction of molecular oxygen
Source: RefSeq, a predicted model, not a curated record